GUGCGCGCGCACUGAUUACGGAGCACGACGACGUGUUGUGAUGUCGUAAAGACGCGAACGAAACAAGAGAACUCGGAUGAAGCGAGCACAGCUUUACGGCUGAAAUAACGGUUACCGUCAUCACUUGUUAGCCAGCUUAGCUAUAGCCUAGCGCACACACACACACACACACACACACACACCGCUCGAGCACCAGGAACACCGGAACCACCGCUGUUCAUGUUCCGUCACGAAGUCGGCGUCCUGUCGUUCCUUCCGUCCUGUUCGUAUCUGUUCCAAUACGACAAGAGGAACAUGUCCCGCUACAACAUCUACAGCCUGCUGGACUGGAUGUACGGCGGUGUGGACCCCCGGUUCGAGGGGAACGGGGGCCCCGAGUGCGCCUCCUUCCUGCCCCCGGGGCAACGCGCGUGUGAGAGCGUUCUGUUCGUGCUGCUGUCCCUGGCCGAGGUCGUCGUGUCCACACGUAACAUCAACGUGUCCAAGGCGCACCGGGACGCGCUCAGGGACACCCGCAGGCACAAAGAGGACAGUCUGGGCAAGAACCUGCUGCUCGCCGCCCUCUGCAUCACCUUCGGGGUGGAAGUGGGCUUCAAGUUCGCUACCAAAACCGUCAUCUACCUGCUGAACCCCUGUCACGUGGUCACCAUGAUACAGAUCUUCCUGCUUGCGUGUCCACCCUGUAAAACAGCCAUGGUCGUGUUCAGGCUUCAGGUUCACAUGCUGAAUGGUGCCCUGUUAGCGCUUCUCUUUCCCGUCGUCAACACCAGAUUACUUCCCUUUGAGAAGGAGAUCUACUACAUCCAGCACUCCAUGCUCUACCUGGUGCCCAUCUACCUGUUCAGGAAAGGAGGUGUCUACAAACCAGAGCCACUAGGUGACAUGUGGUGGGCUUUGUUAUCUACAGGCAUCCUCUUCUUCUACCAUUUUGUGUUCCUGCAGGGGCUCGGAAUGGUGACCGAGGUGAAUCUGAACAACAUGCUGUGUCCGGCCGUGUCCGAUCCCUUUUACGGGCCGUGGUACCGCGUGUGGGCCACCGCUCACCAGACGGCGCUGACGCUGGUACACGGCAAAGCGCUCACCAUCAUCUGUCAGCAGGCCACGCCCGCUCUGGGUCACAUGCUCCAAUCUGCACGUCUGCGCUCCAAGAAAGUCGACUGAAACUCCGAGCACAAGCUUCUGUAAAAGUCCGCUCGUCCUCUCCUGUUAUUUCUCUUCUUCUUAUUUUUUAUCUCUCCAGUUGGUGAUAACAAAAAAGGUCAAAGUUGCUAACGAUAAAUCGAUUUAAACGUCUUCACACCACGUUACACUGCCACCUCGUCAGGCCGCUCAUUAUUAUUAUUAUUAUUAUUAUUAUUAUUAUUAUAAAAGUUUCUGAUUUAUUCUUCAGGAGUCAAAUAUAGUCGAAUACUCCAGAAGAGAAGUUGUACAGUAUUUUCCUGCUGAUAAAUCAUGAGACGAUUGAAUGAGACGAUCGAGUCUACAUAUGAAUCCGAAUGAUUGACAGGUGUAAAAGUAACUGCUACACAACCAGGUAGUUAAAGGCAUUUUACUGAAGAGUUACUGUUAGUUUUAUUAACUAGAACAUCACGAUCCGACCGUGUGUGUGAUCGUCUCUGACCGUAAGCAGUUCCCGACCCCACAGCUGCUGAUGUUCUUCCUCUAAUCUCUUUAAACUGUCUGAUAUUAAUCACCACCACCACCUGGAUGCCCCGCCCCCCUUCCAUCACCUCUCUGGCUCUUGACCCGACUCGCGCCGCUCUCACUUUCUGUCACAGUAAACACACACGUCGUUUUAAGAACGGAACUCUUUUAUCAAUAAUGUUGAUGACGACGUCGUCCGUGUGAACGUUACACUAACGACCGGUUCAUGGAUUUCUACUGAAACUCUUCUGUUCCAGUCUCUUUAACUCUAAACCCGUCUCUCUGACAGCUGCUUGGGUUCUUACUCAUCUUUUACUCUCUUUAAACCUGAAACAGUAGAAAAUCUCCAUCGUCCGUUUCAAGGCUGGAGGAUUAAAUCAUUUAUCGUGAUUUUUAUUUUUUUAACACUCUCGCACUGGUGCGAGUCGCUCGGUGUCUCGUGUCUCUGUAGCUCAGUGUUGUGGACCAGAGCUGAGGACCUUCCUGAAGUCUGCUGGAUUCUGAGGUUCUGUUCAUUCAGAGCAGACUUUUAUCUUCAGUUGCCUUGUUAUUUUUAUUUUAUGUGAUGUUUUUUGUACAGUGGUGUGAAUCCACGCUUACACGUGUUCACCUUCAUCCCGUCGGUGUUCAGCGCUCAGUGGUGUUUAACGUGUAGUGAACAGCAUCCGUGUGUCGACGUAGUGUUCGUAUCGAUGUGUGCUGCUUUUAUCACUUCCUGAGCUUCACCUCACUGUGAUUUUAACACAUCGUUAGUCUGCUUUUGAAACGACGGACGAUGAAUUCCUCACUUUCCAGCCGGUCUAUGGGCCGAGCGCAGGGUGAGAGAGCGAGCGAGCGAAACGCCGUCUGGAAAGAUUUUACAAAAACUUGUAGGUUUUUCUCUGUGAUUGGAACGUCAUCGUUUCUUUGUUUUUCUUCUUCUUUUUUUUUAAUUAAAACUUCCUCAAACUGCACAUUAACAUGUUUUUUAAAAAAAUGUUACUAAAAUUUGUCAUAACGUUCAUCAUCUGACUCUAACAGACUUUAGUAGAGACUUUCUUCUGAGAACUGAAGCUUUUGACCUCAGAAAAAACGUCAGUCAGGUACAUGAGGGAAAUCAUUCCAGCUUCAGUGGAUACAACACACACACACACACACACACAUACACAUACACACACACACAUACACAUAAACACACACAUACACACACAUACACACACACACACAUACACACACACACACAAGAAACAGGCUUGAUCUCAGCAGUUGGACCUCAGCAGGGUUUUGGUGGAACCCAGACGGUUUUCCGACGAGGACUGGAGGCGUCUGGAGACGAGGUGACGGACGAAAGGGAUUUUGUAGUUAGUUUUUUUUUUGUACAUAUUUUUGGUGAAGUAUGAACUGUAUUGUGGUAAUGAAAAAUAAAAGUUCUUCCCUAA
Messenger RNA from Tachysurus vachellii, 3062 nucleotides. RefSeq names its product transmembrane protein 164. Lineage: Eukaryota; Metazoa; Chordata; Actinopteri; Siluriformes; Bagridae. The coding region runs from base 220 to 1161 and encodes 313 amino acids. The record is from RefSeq and is a predicted model, not a curated record. The transcript is spliced from 6 exons.